AUGACAACUCACGGCAAAAGCUUGGGGAAAAAUCGGAGGCUUUUGCAUUUGCUGCCGGCCGGCUCAUUAAAAAGCACCAUAUUUGACAACUUGAUUGCUUCUUUGAAUUGGACCGCUUUGUCUCCCCGAGAAGAUACAGGGAGCAAAAGCAACUUGACAACCAGUUGGAAUAUGAAAAGGUCACAUUGCAUGACAAGUAUUUUUCAAGUUGACGGCAAACAAUUAAAAGAUACAGUACCUUAUCAGGAAUUUGACAAGGAGGCUACAGGAAACAAGAAAUGGAUGGGCAUGGGAGUUGUUGUUGGCAUUGUUGCAGCAGCCUUUGGCUUAAUACUACACCCUUUUGAAAGCACAAUGACAGAAGUGGUUCAAGAAAUGGCGUUACAGGCUGCUCAACAUGCUGUGGUGUCAGUUUUGACAGCAAUGGCUACAUCAGUGGGUGCGGGUAUAGUUGGACCUGUCACUGAAGCCAUUGCUAGGGAUUUGACAGGGAUGCAGACGGGAAUUGUUGUGGAAAUUGUUGCCAUGGCUAAGGUAAUGGUUUCCAUGGGUGUUGUGAUUUCAAACAAGGCCACUCUUUUGACAAUUUUUCAGCCGCAACAUUCCUAA
This is a messenger RNA of Phaeodactylum tricornutum CCAP 1055/1, 609 nucleotides long. RefSeq lists its product with no specific name. Lineage: Eukaryota; Bacillariophyta; Bacillariophyceae; Surirellales; Neidiaceae. The coding region runs from base 1 to 609 and encodes 202 amino acids. The transcript has 3 exons. The record is from RefSeq and is a predicted model, not a curated record.